Bombina bombina (fire-bellied toad) is the source of this 11630-nucleotide messenger RNA. RefSeq names its product centrosome-associated protein CEP250-like. The record is from RefSeq and is a predicted model, not a curated record. NCBI's taxonomy places the organism in Eukaryota, Metazoa, Chordata, Amphibia, Anura, Bombinatoridae.
UAUUAAUAUACUUUUUACCUCUGUGAUUACCCUGUAUCUAAGCCUCUGCAGACUGCCCCUUAUCUCAGUUAUAUUAGUACACUUUUUACUUCAGUGAUUACCUUGUAUCUAAGCCUCUGCAGACUGCCCCCUUAUUAUUAUUAUACUUUAUUUAUGAAGCGCCAACAUAUUCCGCAGUGCUGUCCAUGGAUACAAUUCAUAUAAAUAAAACAGUACAAGACUUGUAAUUUACAAACAUAUACAGGAGGGAUUGAGGGCCCUAUUCCCGUGGGAAUUUACAAUCUAGAAGGGUAGGAGGUUGAGAAAACAGGAGGUGAGGACUGCAAGAUUGAGAAAUAUGUUCAUACAGAGUUAGAUGAGGAAAAUGUUAGGUAAGUGAAAUUAAUUUAUUAUUGAGUCUUCAGGGAACAUUUAAAGGAAGACAGAUUAGGGCAAAGCCUGACAGCACGAGGGAGAGUGUUCCAGAGGGUAGGUGCUGCACGACAGAAGUCCUGCAGUGUAGCAUGAGAGGAGGUGAUAGUCGCAGAAGCAAGGAGCAGGUCAUUGUUGGAUCUUAGUGGGCGGGCUGGAGUAUACUUGUGUAUUAGAGAGGAAAGGUAGAGGGGAGCGGCGUUGGUGAGAGCUUUGUAUGUAAGGGUGAGAAUUUUGAAUUUAAUUCUGGGGAGCCAAUGAAGGGACUCGCAGAGAGGUGCAGCAGAUACAGAGCAACAGGAAAGGUGGAUCAGCUGGCCGAGGCAUUUAAGAUGGAUUGAAGGGGAGAGAGGCGGGAACUAGGAAGGCCGGCGAGUAGGUUAUUGCAGUAGUCAAGUCGGGAAAUAACAAGGGAGUGGAUUAUUUGCUUUGUGGUGUCAGCGCUCAGAAAACGGCAAAUCUUGGAAAUAUUGCGUAGAUGGUUUGGCAUGAUAUAGAAAGCGAUUGGAUAUGGGGGACGAAGGAUAGAUUUGAGUCAAGUGUAACCCCAUUAUCUCAGUUCUUUUGACAGACUUGCAUUUAGCCAAUCAAUGCUGACUCAUAAAUAACUCCAUGUGAGUGAGUACAAUCUUAUCUAUAUGGCACACAUAAACUAAUGCCCUCUAGCUGUGAAAACCAGUCAAAAUGCACCAAGAUAAGAGGCGACCUUUAAAGGCUUAGAAAUAAGCAAAUGAGCCUACCUAGGUUUAGCUUUCAACUAAGUAUACCAAGAGAACAAAGCAAAUUUGAUGAUUAAAGUAAAUUAGAAGGUUGUUUAAAAUUGCAUGCCCUAUCUGACUCAUGAAAGAGACGUGCAUGGGUACAAACUGACUCUAGACGUUUCCUUUCUCAGGGACUUAUCUGAGGUUCGGGCUGAUUGGUCAAGAUUCACUCGUCUUCUCCAGACCUCCUGUUCCUCCCUCAUCUCACUGAGACCACAUGGACCAGAAACUGCAGUGACACCAGCCACAGAGCCGCCAUCCUACCUGCUUGUUACCUGGGAGCCAAGAGUGGGUUCAGUGCAGACCAAAGAGGAAAGGACAGAACCUCAGAGUCUGCUGGAGGCAGAACCUGCUGCGUUGUCUUUUGAGAUGUCUCCACAGAUUGAGGAGUCAUUGAGGUCACAGUCUCUUGCACUUAAGCAGGAACUGCAAAUGAAGGAAUCAUUACUGGAGUCAUCUGACCAGGAAAUAAGGCUGCUGAGGUCACAAAUAGAAGGAACCGAGCGGGAAAUUAAGCUGCUGCUGUCACAACAAGCGACAUAUGAACUGGAAACGAGGUCCCUAAGGUCACAAAUAACUUCAUCAGAACAGGAAGUAAGGUUAGUAAAGUCACAACAUGCAACAGUACAACAGGAAGUUAGUUCACUAAAGUCACAGCUAAAGAUGUCAGAUCAGGAAGCAAAGUCAAUACAGUCCCAAUUAGUAGCCUCCGAGCAGGAAGUAAAAUUAAUUAAAUCAAAAGUAGAGAUAUCUGAUAAGGAAGCUGAAGUUGUCCGGGAAAAUGCAGAACAGGAAGUAAGUUUUAUGAAAUCGUUAUUAGAAGGAUCUGUGCUGGAGGCUGAGUCUCUGAGGUCACGUGUGUACACAUAUGAGACGGAGGUAGAGACUCUGAGGUCACACGUGGACACAUAUGAGAAGGAGGCAGAGACUCUGAGGUUACGUGUGGACACAUAUGAGAGGGAAGUGGAGUCUCUGAGGUCACGUCUGGAGUCACAAGAGAGGGAGAAGGAGGAGACCAGACUGCUACAAGAGCAGCGAGAGCUGAGAGACCAUCAGGAAAGCCAACGGUCACUGGAGCGACUGGAUUAUGAGCGUUCUGCGACGUUGCAGGAGCUCGUUGUGUGCCGGGAGGAGCUGCUGCGUUGUCACCUUGAAAGGGACAUUGCUAGGGAGGAGGCUGGCAGUCUGCAGAAUGCUCUGCACAAGACAGAAAAAAAUAUCAUGGAAGUGUCUAUGGCCCAGAGCCGUCAAAAGGCUGAACUGGAAGACAUGCGGGAUGCGGUCACUAAAAUGGGAGACUUGAACAGAGCACUGAGUCUGGACAAGGUGGAACUGCACCGUCUCUUGCAUGAGAUGGAGAAAGACAAAGAGUCUCUACUAGCAAAGCUACAGCAGUCUGAGCAAGAGAAAGUCUCAGCCCAGGAGAAUCUGAGGCUUUGUGAAGGAGAGCGCUCACAGCAGGAAGUAGAAAAAACAAAGAUACGGCUGCUCGUGGAGGACAGUGAGCGUCUGAGAGAGAGCCUAGAGACAGAGCUGAGAUACGCACAGAAGGACAGAGAUACCCUAGAGACUGCCGUGAGAAAUAUCCAGAAUGAGAGAGACCGAAUACAAGAGGAGAGUGACCAUCUCAGCAUGGAGCUUUCUACUGUACUUGUGCAGCAAGGACUGAUGGAGAGAGAGUGCGGUGACCUGAGGACGCAGUUGGCAGACGCACGGACUUUGAAGCAGUCACUUGACAGCAAUCUCUAUGUGUCUCAGGAUAGAGCGUCACAGCUGGAGAUCUUGUGCAGUCAACUCAAGAUGGAGUUAGCGACUGUCUUACAGUCUAAAGAGACAAUCCAAAAUGAAUUGUCAAUCCUACACACGGAGCGCGAGAUGUCAGAGAAGAGACUGUCUGAAUUAGAAAGAGAACUUCAAGCGAAGACAGACGACAUAGAAAAUAAUACAGAUGAACUGGAGAGCUUGCGCAACAGUCUGGAGGAUGAGACCUUAAAGAGACAGGCUGCGGAGAGCCGUGCUGAGAGAGCACUUCAGGUGCAGCACGAGCUGCAGGACCGAGUUGAACAAGAGCAAGAGAUGACUGUGCAGCUUCAAGCAAACCUCGCAGGCGUGACUUCCUCUCUGAGACAGCUCGAGAGUGAGAUGUCAGAGCUCAGAGAGAGCCUGAAGAAGAGCCAUGAUGAGAAAGAGACUUCCCUGGACCGGUUAGAACAUCAUAUUCUAAUGAUGAGAGAGCAAAAUCGGGAGCUGGAAACAUUAAGAGAGACAGUGAGAGAGUGCCUGGAAGAAAAAGAAACUGCGCAAAAUGCUCUUGAGAGACUAUCUGCAACUUUACAAGAGAGGGACCGGCAAAUGAAAGAAUUAAGAGUUACCAUUCAAGAGUGCAAUGAAGCAAAAGAGACUGCUUUAACAUCAUUAGCAUGUCUAACAGUAACUGUACAGGAGAGAGAGCGUUCCAUCAGUUUAUUGAAAGAAAGUGUUCGUCAGAGCCAGCAAGAGAAAGAGACAGCAAUCACUGCCCUAGAACAUCAUAUUGAGAUUUCAAAAGAGACAGACUUGCUAGUUACAGGUUUGAGAGAAAGUGUUCGAGUUUAUGAAUUAGAGAAAGAGACUGCUUUGAAGGCAGAAGAGCACAGGUCUUUGGUUAUUAAAGAGAAAGAUAGUGAAAUUGAUAAUCUCACAGAAAGAAUUCAAGUGCUCCAAGAAGAGAAAAAUGUGGCUUUAGAGAGACUGUCUCAUGUAGAGAGUGAUUCUGAACAAGAACUGUCAUCUCUGCGGCAUCAGGUGACUCAGAGUCUGAAGGAGCGAGACAGGGCAGAGAGAGACGUCAGAGAGAGAGACCAGAAAAUUAAGAUGUUGAGAGAGGGCAUGAGAGAGCACAGAUAUGAAUUAGAAAGCACACAUGGGAGAUUAGAUUAUCAAAUGCUAAUCGUGAAAGAUAGAGACAGUUUGAUUGAAACUUUAAGAAAGCAAUUGGAAGACUCACAGUCUGAGAAAGAAAGUGCUCUUAAGUCUUUACAGAAUCAGAUUGUCCUAGUAGAUGAAAGAGACCGAGAAAUCAGAGCAAUUAAAGAAACUGCUCAGGAGAGAGAGGCUGCUCUGUUGUCUCUAGACAGCUUGCGUGUGGCUCUUGAGGAGCGUCUCACAUUCACACAGAGAGAGCAAGAACAUGACAUUACGGAGCUAAAGGAGGCUCUUCAAGAGAGCCAGGAUGAAAAUGAGGCAUCCCGGAGUUCAUUAGAGUCCCAGAUAAAGAAAGUAAAGCAACAUGAGUUGGAGAUUCAGACGUUAACAGAUACAGUCAGGAUAUUGCAAGUUGAGAAAGAGACUGCUCUGCAUUCCUUGGAAAAGACAGCUGCCAUGCUCACAUCUUUGCAAUCGGAUCUCCGAGAGUGUGAGAGAAAGAAAGAGAGUGCUGUGCAACAGCAGGUUGUGUUGUUAGACAACAAAGAGAGAGAUAUCCAGGCAUUGCAGGAGACUUUGCAGAGGUGCCAGAGUGAGAGAGAUGAUGCACAAUUUGCUCUAGAAAGCUUGGAGUCUCAGAGAGAGAUAACUGAGAGACAGACGCAGAUAGAGAUGAACACUCUGAGAGAGAAGGCUGCUGAACUGUCACAGAUUCUGAGAGAGACUGAAAACAUCAAACAGCAGUAUGAGAGAGAGUGCAAAGCUCUGAAAGCACAAAUAGAAAAUCUUUACCUCACUGAGAGACAGGGCAAAGCUCUGGAGCAGAGAGUGACUGAACUCUCCCAAGCUCUGGACAAGAGCAGAGCAGCUGAAGAUCAGAGAGAACAGGCCAACAAAGCUCUGGAUGAGAGAGUGACUGAACUCUCCCAAGCUCUGGACAAGAGCAGAACAGCUGAAGAUCAGAGCGAACGGGCCAACAAAGCUCUGGAUGAGAGAUUGACUGAACUCUCCCAAGCUCUGGAAAAGAGCAGAACAGCUGAAGAUCAGAGCGAACGGGCCAACAAAGCUCUGGAUGAGAGAGUGACUGAACUCUCCCAAGCUCUGGACAAGAGCAGAACAGCUGAAGAUCAGAGCGAACGGGCCAACAAAGCUCUGGAUGAGAGAGUGACUGAACUCUCCCAAGCUCUGGAAAAGAGCAGAACAGCUGAAGAUCAGAGCGAACGGGCCAACAAAGCUCUGGAUGAGAGAGUGACUGAACUCUCCCAAGCUCUGGACAAGAGCAGAACAGCUGAAGAUCAGAGCGAACGGGCCAACAAAGCUCUGGAUGAGAGAGUGACUGAACUCUCCCAAGCUCUGGAAAAGAGCAGAACAGCUGAAGAUCAGAGCGAACGGGCCAACAAAGCUCUGGAUGAGAGAUUGACUGAACUCUCCCAAGCUCUGGACAAGAGCAGAGCAGCUGAAGAUCAGAGAGAACGGGCCAACAAAGCUCUGGAUAAGAGAGUAGAAGACCUUUCCCAGGCACUGCUAAAUAAGGAGACGGAGAUUGAGGAGUAUAGGAGGCAGUCAUUAAGAGAGUGCAGAGGCUUAAAUGAGAGGGUAACUGAGCUUUCCAAGGCUCUGCUAAAUAAGGAAAUGGAGAUUGAGGAGUGUAGGAGACUGUCAGAAAGAGAGCACAGAGGCUUAAAUGAGAGAGUUUCUGAGCUUUCUAAGGCUCUGCUAAAUAAGGAGACUGAGAUUGAGGAGUGGAGAAAACAGUCUGAAAGGGAGUGCAGAGGCUUAAAUGAGAAGCUAACUGAGCUUUCCCAGGUUUUGACAGCUAAGGAGGCUCAAGAAGAGGAGAGCUUGAGACAAAUUAGAUCUAUGAUGGCAGAGAUCGCUGGACUUAAGGAAGAUGUGUUGAACAAGACCACUGGGGCCCAAGAGGAUGAGAGAGAACGGAGCACUCUUAGACAGAAAGUCUCACAGCUUUCCCAGGUUCUGAUAGAUAAAGGGAUUCUGUUAGAUGAGAAAGAGGGACAGGUGAACGCUCUAAAGGGAAGACUAGAUCUUGCUGUCAAAGCUCUGAAAGAGAAAGAGAGGGAAGCAGAUGUAGAGAAGAGGAAGAGAAAAGCUGUAACAGUGCGACUGAUGGAGCUCUCCAAGACUCUAGGCGAGACACCGGCAGUUCAGGAGGAUGACACUGAUUUACUGGAAAGGAUGGAAAUGCUGGUGAAAGCUCAGAAAGAACAUGCGAAAAGAGAGGGGGAAUCGGUGAGAGAGGCUCUGAAACAGAAAGUGUCAGAGAUUUCCCAGGCUUUGACAGAAAAACAGAGAGAGAUGGAACAAGUGACAGCAGCGAACAACAGAAAGAUAGAGUCUUUGACAUGGAGAGUGACAGAGCUUUCCAAAGCUCUCACCGAUAAAGAGAGAGAGUUGGAAGAAGAGACAGCCAAGAAUGUCAGAGAGAGAGAAGCUCUGGGACAGAUGGUGACAGAUCUUUCCCAGGUCCUGAGAGAGAAAGAAAGAGAGAUGGAAGAAGAGACAGCCAAGAACGUCAGAGAGAGAGAAGCUCUGAAACAGAGAGUGACAGAUCUUUCUAAGGUUUUGACAGAGAAAGAGAGAGGGAUGGAAGAAGAGACAGCCAAGAACGUCAGAGAGAGAGAAGCUCUGAGACAGAGAGUGACAGAUCUUUCCCAGGUUCUGACAGAGAAGGAGAGUGAGAUGGAAGAAGAGGCAGCCAAGAUUGUCAGAGAUAGAGAAGCUCUGGGACAGAGGGUGACAGAUCUUUCCCAGGUCUUGAGAGAGAAAGAAAGAGGGAUGGAAGAAGAGACAGCUAAGAACGUCAGAGAGAGAGAAGCUCUGAGACAGAGAGUGACAGAUCUUUCCCAGGCUCUCACAGAGAAAGAAAGACAGAUAGAAGAAGAGAAAGCCAAGAACGUCAGUGAGAGAGAAGCUCUGAGACAGAGAGUGACAGAUCUUUCCCUGGCUCUCACAGUGAAAGAAAGACAGAUAGAAGAAGAGACAGCCAAGAACGUCAGAGAGAGAGAAGCUCUGAGACAGAGAGUGACAGAUCUUUCUCAGGUUUUGACAGAGAAAGUGAGGAUGGAAGAAGAGACAGCCAAGAUUGUCAGAGAGAGAGACACUCUGGGACAGAGGGUGACAGAUCUUUCCCAGGUCCUGAGAGAGAAAGAAAGAGAGAUAGAAGAGACAGCCAAGAACGUCAGAGAGGGAGAAGCUCUUAGACAGAGAGUGACAGAUCUUUCCCAGGUUCUGACAGAGAAGGAGAGUGAGAUGGAAGAAGAGGCAGCCAAGAUUGUCAGAGAGAGAGAAGCUCUAGGACAGAGGGUGACAGAUCUUUCCCAGGUCUUGAGAGAGAAAGAAAGAGAGAUGGAAGAAGAGACAGCCAAGAACGUCAGAGAGAGAGAAGCUCUGAGACAGAGAGUGACAGAUCUUUCCCAGGCUCUCACAGAGAAAGAAAGACAGAUAGAAGAAGAGACAGCCAAGAACGUCAGUGAGAGAGAAGCUCUGAGACAGAGAGUGACAGAUCUUUCCAUGGCUCUCACAGAGAAAGAAAGACAGAUAGAAGAAGAGACAGCCAAGAACGUCAGAGAGAGAGAAGCUCUGAGACAGAGGAGUGACAGAUCUUUCCCAGGUUCUGACAGAGAAGGAGAGUGAGAUGGAGAAGAGGCAGCCAAGAUUGUCAGAGAGAGAGAAGCUCUGGGACAGAGGGUGACAGAUCUUUCCCAGGUCUUGAGAGAGAAAGAAAGAGAGAUGGAAGAAGAGACAGCUAAGAACGUCAGAGAGAGAGAAGCUCUGAGACAGAGAGUGACAGAUCUUUCCCAGGCUCUCACAGAGAAAGAAAGACAGAUAGAAGAAGAGACAGCCAAGAACGUCAGUGAGAGAGAAGCUCUGAGACAGAGAGUGACAGAUCUUUCCAUGGCUCUCACAGUGAAAGAAAGACAGAUAGAAGAAGAGACAGCCAAGAACGUCAGAGAGAGAGAAGCUCUGAGACAGAGAGUGACAGAUCUUUCUCAGGUUUUGACAGAGAAAGUGAGGAUGGAAGAAGAGACAGCCAAGAUUGUCAGAGAGAGAGACACUCUGGGACAGAGGGUGACAGAUCUUUCCCAGGUCCUGAGAGAGAAAGAAAGAGAGAUAGAAGAGACAGCCAAGAACGUCAGAGAGAGAGAAGCUCUUAGACAGAGAGUGACAGAUCUUUCCCAGGUUCUGACAGAGAAGGAGAGUGAGAUGGAAGAAGAGGCAGCCAAGAUUGUCAGAGAGAGAGAAGCUCUAGGACAGAGGGUGACAGAUCUUUCCCAGGUCUUGAGAGAGAAAGAAAGAGAGAUGGAAGAAGAGACAGCUAAGAACGUCAGAGAGAGAGAAGCUCUGAGACAGAGAGUGACAGAUCUUUCCCAGGCUCUCACAGAGAAAGAAAGACAGAUAGAAGAAGAGACAGCCAAGAACGUCAGUGAGAGAGAAGCUCUGAGACAGAGAGUUACAGAUCUUUCCAUGGCUCUCACAGUGAAAGAAAGACAGAUAGAAGAAGAGACAGCCAAGAACGUCAGAGAGAGAGAAGCUCUGAGACAGAGAGUGACAGAUCUUUCCCAGGCUCUCACAGAGAAAGAAAGACAGAUAGAAGAAGAGAAAGCCAAGAACGUCAGUGAGAGAGAAGCUCUGAGACAGAGAGUGACAGAUCUUUCCCAGGCUCUCACAGAGAAAGAAAGACAGAUAGAAGAAGAGACAGCCAAGAACGUCAGUGAGAGAGAAGCUCUGAGACAGAGAGUGACAGACCUUUCCCAGGCUCUCACAGUGAAAGAAAGACAGAUAGAAGAAGAGACAGCCAAGAACGUCAGAGAGAGAGAAGCUCUGAGACAGAGAGUGACAGACCUUUCCCAGGCUCUCACAGUGAAAGAAAGACAGAUAGAAGAAGAGACAGCCAAGAACGUCAGAGAGAGAGAAGCUCUGAGACAGAGAGUGACAGAUCUUUCUCAGGUUUUGACAGAGAAAGUGAGAAGGAUGGAAGAAGAGACAGCCAAGAUUGUCAGAGAGAGAGACGUUCUGGGACAGAGGGUGACAGAUCUUUCCCAGGUCCUGAGAGAGAAAGAAAGAGAGAUAGAAGAGACAGCCAAGAAUGUCAGAGAGAGAGAAGCUCUUAGACAGAGAGUGACAGAUCUUUCCCAGGUUCUGACAGAGAAGGAGAGUGAGAUGGAAGAAGAGACAGCCAAGAUUGUUAGAGAGAGAGAAGCUCUGGGACAGAGGGUGACAGAUCUUUCCCAGGUCCUGAGAGAGAAAGAAAGAGAGAUGGAAGAAGAGACAGCUAAGAACGUCAGAGAGAAAGAAGCUCUGAGACAGAGAGUGACAGAUCUUUCCCAGGUUUUGACAGAGAAAGAGAGAGAGAUGGAAGAAGAGACAGCCAAGAACAUCAGUGAGAGAGAAGCUUUGAGACAGAGAGUGACCGAGCUUUCUCAGGCUCUCACAGAGAAAGAGAGAGAGAUGGAAGAAGAGACAGCCAAGAACAUCAGAGAGAGAGAAGCUCUGAGACAAAGGGUAACGAAUAUCUCCCAGGUUCUGACAGAGAAAGAGAGAGAGAUGGAAGAAGAGACAGUCAAGAAAAGAGAGAGAGAAGCUCUGAGACAGAGAGUGACAUACCUUUCCCAGACUCUGACCCAGAAGGAAAGAGUGAUAGAGCAUAGCAAUAAAGAGACAGAAGAUCUUAGGCUGAGAGUGCUUGAACUUUCAAAGGCUUUCAUAAAGAAUGAGACCUCUCAGGCUGAUAGAAUGGGGGAGAGGGCAGCUCUGGAGGACAAGAUUGGAAAGUUAUCUCAUGCUCUGAGAGACACUGAAUGGAAGAUACAAGACAGGGAGAGAAUGGAUCAAGCUCUAGAGGAGAAGAUAGAAGAACUUGUGCAGGCUCUAAAUAAGUCAGAUUCACAAAGAGCGGAAAAUUGUAGAGAAAAUGAGAUGCUAAGGAUAAGGAUCAUAGAACUUUCCCAAGCUCUGAAUGAAAAGGAGGCAGAAGCAGAAGAGGCUCAGGGGGAUAGGAAAGCUCUAGAGUACAAGAUUCUAGAACUUGGACAAGCUCUGACAGUGAAGGAAAGUCUUGUAUGGGAAGAGAAACAAAGACAGAAAGAGAGUGCAGCUCUAAGGGAUAGAGUGGCAGCUCUAAGGGAUAGAGUGGCAGAGCUUUCCCAGGCGCUGGCAGAGAGCAAGAAAGUGAUAGAGAAAGAGAGGACAAUGGGAAAUGAAGAGUGUGAGACUCUAAAGAGGAGGAUAACUGAACUUUCCCAGGCUCUAACUGAGAGAGAGUCAGGGAUAGAGGAAGAGAGGGCAAUGAUGGAUAAAGAGAGUGCGGUUAUUAAGAAGAGAAUGACAUUGGCUUUGGAAGCAAAGGAAAGAGGGUUUGAAGAAGACAGGACAUCAAGAACCAAUGAGAGGGAGGCUUUCGCAAAGAGAGUGGCAGAGCUUUCACAAGAUCAAGAAAUUGCUGGGAAAGAAAAUGAAGAUUUAAAGAAAAAGGUUGCAGAGCUUUCUCAGCUGAUGAUCAGGGAAAGGGAAUAUCAGGAGGAGAAAAAAGCAGCACUGGAAGAGGUGGAGACUCUGCAUUGUGAGUUAGGAGAGGCUAAUCAGAGAGAAGAGAGACUGAGACAGAGGCUAGAAAGUGCUGAAGCUGCCCUCAGACACACAGAAUCUGAAGAGAUUUCAUGGAGAGAGCAAAUCAAAGAAAUGGAAUCUAUUAUACGGGUUGGAAGAGUGACAGGCUCAUUGAAAGUUGCAGACACAGUGGUCCCUGUAGAAGACAAAAAGGAAACCAGUGUGGCCUCUACAGAGGACCAUGAGGAAACCAGAGUACCCCACAACAGGCACCAGCAGGAAGGUGUGCAUGCACACUCUGAGAGAGCACAGGACAGACGUGCUUUACAGAGGAGGAUUGAAGUUUUACAGGAGGCAGUAGCGAGGCUGGAAAAUGGAAAUAAUGAGCUAGAAAUUCAGAACCAACAGCUGCGCCAGAUCUUGCAAAGGGUGGAAAGUGAGAGGCGGAAUCUCCGCAGGGAGCUGCGCAGCAGGACUACGUCACUAAAACACUCUAAUGAAAUCCAUCCAGGAAAGAAUACAGAAGAUUCCUCAUCCUCAGAACACCUCACAGAUUUAAUGAGAGAGGUUUCUCUGCUUAGGUCACAGCUUGUGAUGGAGCGCGGUCACCGCUCUGUGUACAUCCGGCGCUGCUCGCACAUCACUGACGACCUCCUCAGCCUGCGACAGAGUCUAAGCCGCUCAUUGGUUGCUGUGGCCUCUGACCCCCAACCUCAGGUUUUGGAGAGAGAAACUGCCAUUCUGGAUGAUACACUGAGCCGCAGUCUGGGCGCACAAACUUCUGUGUGAAUUAGUCUGUAAUGCCGUGACUGCACUGCAGCAUAAAUGUAUGUUACUGGUGUAUUACAGUAGUAUGUGAUGCCGUGACUGCACUGCAGCAUAAAUGUAUGUUACUGGUGUAUUACAGUAGUAUGUAAUGUUGUGACUGCACUGCAGCAUAAAUGUAUGUUACUGGUGUAUUACACUAGUAUGUGAUGCCGUGACUGC